This is a messenger RNA of Ambispora leptoticha, 686 nucleotides long. Lineage: Eukaryota; Fungi; Glomeromycota; Glomeromycetes; Archaeosporales; Ambisporaceae. The record is from the annotation of a GenBank genome assembly.
AAAUUGAUAUUGAUCAACCACCACCAUAUGAAGUCGCUUCUUCUUCACGUACGCAACAAUCUUCCAGUAGCACCAACAACAACAACACCAAUAUAGCUCUCAAUGUUCCAGAAAGUGCAACUGUCACUUCAUCAUCGCCAUCAUCCACAUCGCCACUAUCACAACAAGAAACGUCAAUUUCGCAACAGCAAACUCUCUCAACAGAAACCAAAAAACAAAAAACAAGUUGUUUUGCUUAUUUUUGGUCUUCGUUCACUGAUCCUUAUGCAUGGAUUUGUGUCAUCUAUUUCUUAUUUAUCUCGUUUCCAAUUGGUGUUUUCGCUUUCUGUUGGAUUUUGCCGACGCUUGUAGGUGCGAUUGUCUCAAUGCUUUUUCCGCCUCUUGGAUAUUUCUUUUGUAUUGGAGUUGCAUGGUCUUGGAGGAUACUUGCGCGUAUCGAAAUAUGCGCUGUGCAAAUGUGCGUCCGUGAAAAAAUUCCCAAACACAUUAUUCCACCAAUCACCAAACCAUUACAUCCACACCAAUUGCCCACAGUAGCAGCAACUUGUCCACACCAAAAAUCAUGGCUGAAAUAUUUCACAGGAAUUUGUUUUGAUCGAUUUACUUGUCUUGCUCGUUUGUUUGGCUGGUCCGCUGAUGCUUUUCUUUAUGCCGAUUAUGCUGAUUGCAUGCCGGAUGAUGGGUGA